This is a messenger RNA of Daphnia pulicaria, 538 nucleotides long. RefSeq names its product protein YAE1-like. NCBI's taxonomy places the organism in Eukaryota, Metazoa, Arthropoda, Branchiopoda, Diplostraca, Daphniidae. Bases 99 to 389 code for a protein of 96 amino acids. The transcript has 2 exons. The record is from RefSeq and is a predicted model, not a curated record.
CGACAACUCCGGGAUGAAAAAACCUAGAUUUGACACUUGACAGAAUAAAAUGUUUAGAAAAUCAAACUAAAAACUUCAUUAUUACAACCGUUACUACAAUGGAAAAUGCUGAUUCCGAUUCCGAUGAUGGAAACGUUUCAAAACUAACCUGGAAUAAGCUACAGAAUGCAUGCCAUUCGCAAGGUUAUCUUGAAGGUCUUACCGAGGGAAAAGAGCGAAAAUUACAAGAGGGGUUCGACCAGGGUUAUUUAGCCGGAUUUCAACAAAGUCAGCGUUUAGCAGAAAUUAAAGGAUUCUUGAGUGCCAUCAUGCUCAAGAACAGCAGUGAUGUACAGCUGAGUGAAAAGUUUAAAACAGCUAUCGCAGAAAUCAACCAUGACAGUAACUAGGAUGGCUUGAACACAAGCAUAUUUCAACUUUCAAGUGGAUUUUUUCUAAAUAAAUUUUCAUCAUAUUAUGCAGUCUUAAGUUUUAACCAAUAUUUGGUUGGGGGCCUGAUGUUCUGUUGAAAAUGGAUCAAUAUAAGAAUUAAACUAUC